Messenger RNA from Suillus plorans, 1671 nucleotides. RefSeq names its product amino acid permease/ SLC12A domain-containing protein. Bases 1 to 1671 code for a protein of 556 amino acids. Gene Ontology annotation, molecular function: amino acid transmembrane transporter activity. The record is from RefSeq and is a predicted model, not a curated record. Gene Ontology annotation, biological process: amino acid transmembrane transport. NCBI's taxonomy places the organism in Eukaryota, Fungi, Basidiomycota, Agaricomycetes, Boletales, Suillaceae. Gene Ontology annotation, cellular component: membrane. The transcript has 19 exons.
AUGGAGGAAGGAUAUGGGCUCCAAGAGCGCAGGCAAUCAAAGAAUGUCACUCACGUGGAAGUACUUCAAGUCAAUUCAAGUAGGCAUCUUCCACUGGAUGUUGCUUCCAUGGAUCUUGUGAAACGGAGGCUCAAGCAACGGCACAUACAGAUCUGCAAGUCGCCGAAUGUCUUGCCUUUGAAUCUCUUUGACCAUUUUCCUAAGAUCGCUGGUACUUUGGGUACGGGACUGUUUCUAGGCACAGGGGGAGCCAUUCACACAGCUGGACCACUCGGUGCCCUGAUUGCAUUUGCCCUGGUUGGCUCUGUAGCGUAUUCGUCAUUAUGUUCACUUGGGGAGAUGACCUCCCUAGCGCCGAUAUCAGGAUCAUUUCCUCACUUCGCCUCCCGUUGGGUAGAUCCCGCAUUAGGAUUUGCAGUGAGUGAGCUACUUAAGUUCUACGUCCCUGUGGAAAUAUCCGGAGCUCAAAUACUGAUAUCUAUGUGGGAUUCACAUCACGCUGCAGUUUAUACUGUAGUGAUUUGUAUCGUUAUAUGCGCCACAAAUGUAUUUGGUGUAAUAUACUUCGGAGAAACCGAAUUUGCUCUUUCCAUUUUGAAGCUGAUAAUGAUCAUUGGUCUAAUCAUCGUUGGCCUCGUCAUUGACCUUGGCGGAGCACCGAAUCACCAGCGACUUGGUUUUCAAUACUGGAGUAAUCCGGGUGUCUUUGCCGGGCCUGGACUCGAACCUCGGUAUCCUGCACUUAAUAAUUUCCUCGGAAUAUUGAGUGCGAUCACUCAAGCCGCAUUUGCUUACCAGGGAAUGGAGAUAGUGGCUGUUGCGGCAUCUGAGACGGAGAACCCGCGGAGGAAUAUUGCCAAAGCUAUUCGCAGAGUUUUCUACCGAAUCCUCAUUUUCUACAUUCUCGGCGUUUUCAUUGCAGGACUCAUUGUACCUUCAAAUAAUCCGCAACUGUUGGAGGGAACUGGUAUCUUUGCCAAGUCGCCAUUUGUGAUUGCGAUGCAGAUUUCAGGAAUAAGAGUGUUACCCGCUGUAGUAAAUGCAGGUUUCAUAACUAGCGCAUUCUCCGCAGGCAACUCGUUCCUUUUUUGUUCUUCGCGCAUCCUCUAUGGUUUAGCACUUCGUAAACAAGCACCCCGGUUCCUCACUAUCUGUACGAGGAAGGGCGUACCAAUUGUUGCAGUGCUCUGUUCGAGUGUCUUCGCUUUUUUGUCUCUGAUGAGUAUAUCAUCGGGUGCAGAAACCGUGUUCACCUGGUUCCAACAUCUUAGUGUAAUGGGUGGUUUCUUCGGCUGGCUUUCAAUUAAUUUAACUUAUAUUUUCUUCUAUCGCGGACUGCAAUACCAAGGCAUUGAGCGACAGAAACUCCAUUACUAUAAUCCCCUACAACCGUGGCUCUCCAUCUGGGGCAUGGUCUGGUGUAUAUUAUUUAUCCUGAUAAAUGGAUUUACCGUGUUUUGGGAUUUUGAAGCCUCUUCCUUCUUGACAUCAUAUAUAAAUAUUCCACUAUUCUUUGGAUUGUUUCUCUUCUGGAAAGUUACACGAGGCACGGUGGUUUGGAAAACAGAUGAGAUGGACUUCAUUACGGGUAUUCCUAGCUGUGAAGAAACUGAACGACCUGAGAUCCCUCCGAAAGGUUUCUGGCAACACGUUGCUGCGGUGCUUUUUUGA